CCGCACUCCGCAGCACCGCUAGAACGAAAACCAACCUUGACAAUCUACUCCGCAUUACUUUUGUUAGGUGCGUGUGUGUUACAAAAUAUAUCAGAACUUCGUACUUGUUUUCUGAACAAACAAGCGUUUAACAGUUCUUGCAUAAUAAUUCAACAUGUAUGAACUCACCAAAGGAGCGUUAGACCAAAUCAUGAAUGGUGUAGAGGUUGAAAAACCUAUCCUCCAAAUAUUGGGUCACAAAAAAUUAGCAUCAGCAAGUUCACAGGAGCGCUUUCGGCUCCUGGUUUCAGACGGUGUCAGGAUAAACUCAUAUGCUAUGCUGGCCACACAGCUUAAUUCAUUGAUCAAUGAUAACGAACUCACAGAAUUCUCCGUGUGCCAAAUCAAUCGAUAUGCUAUCAGCAUGGUCAAUAACUCUGGAAAACAAAAGCGAGUAAUGGUCAUACUCAGUAUCGAUGUGAAAGUCCCAGGCUCUGAAGUUGGUGAAAAAAUAGGAAAUCCUACACAGCAAGACGGGCCUCAGCAAAAUGGAGAUGCUAGUUCUGUUGCCCCAGCAGCUACAUCUUCAACUGAAAGGAGCGGUUUACCAAAUAGUCGUUCUAUACAGCAGCAAAAAAAUACCAACCUUAAUGAUACACUCUCUACUGGUCGUGGUGUCGCAACAACACCAAUAACCGCCUUGAGCCCAUAUCAGAAUAGAUGGGUGAUCAGAGCCAGAGUUGCAAGUAAAUCUCCAAUCAGAACAUGGAGUAAUUCCCGUGGUGAAGGUCAGUUAUUUUCAAUGACUCUAGUGGAUGAAAGCGGGGAGAUCAACUUCACUGCAUUCCGAGAGCAAUGUGAAAAAUUUUACUCUAUGCUCGAGAUCGGUAAAGUUUACUACCUAUCACGGUGUCAGCUUAAGCCAGCAAAUAGACAGUACAGCAAUGUGAAAAAUGAAUAUGAAAUGACAGCAACAGGUGAGACAGAGAUUGUUCCCUGUCAUAAUGAAAUCGAAGACAUCCCUCAUGUCACGUUCGAUUUUUCACCAAUCCGUGAAAUUGAGACCAUGGAGAAGAAUGGUAUCAUUGAUGUACUCGGUGUUUGCAAAUCGUGCACCGAUGUCACAACGUUGUUGUCCAAAGCUACGAGAAAAGAGCUUAAAAAACGCGAUGUCAAUCUCAUUGAUGAAAGCAGCACAAUGGUUACCCUCACGUUAUGGGGUACUCAAGCAGAAGAAUUUGAUGGGACUACUAAUCCUAUAGUGGCAAUAAAGGGCGCACGUAUUGCAGAAUUUAAUGGUGGAAAAACACUCUCAUGCUUGAAUUCGUCAGUCUUGCAGUUUGAUCCUGACAUUCCAGAAGCUCAUAGGCUACGGGGUUGGUACAACACAACCGGGUGCAAUGAAACAGUAAAUACAAUCUCCAAGACAUUGGGUGGUCUCGGUGGGGGAUUGAACGGGCCAUGGUUGACUUUCAAGGAAGCUAAAAGUCAGCAGCUAGGAUGCGGAGAAACCCCCGACUACUUUGUAGCUAAAGCUACAAUUAAUAUGAUAAAAAUAGAAAAUGCACUGUAUGCAGCCUGCCCAAGUGAAAAUUGCAAUAAAAAAGUGGUGCUUCAUGACGAUAUGUAUCGAUGUGAAAAAUGCGACAGAGUAUACCCCAACUUUAAAUAUCGACUCCUAGCUAACUGUAAUCUGGCAGACUGGACAGAUCAUCAAUGGGUGACGACAUUCAACGAACAAGGGGAAAAGAUUUUUGGAUUGACUGCACAAGAACUCGGGGAACUACAGGAAAGUCGCAACGACGAAUUCACUGAAAAAUUUAGUUCAGUUGCAUUCCAAUCUUACAUCUUUAAAUUCCGGCUGAAAAUGGAGAGCUACAACGACGAGAAUAGAUUGAAGGCUACUGUGGUAACCAUGGUAUCCCUGGAUUUUAAGACCUACAACACUCACCUGAUCACGCAAAUCAAGGAACUUGCCAAUAUCGCUAAAGCACCAUAAGUGUGCAACCGAAAAUUCGUAUGAGAUACCUGAAAACGUGAUUGUUAUUUUGUAAUACCUUGAUUACGUUUUCAGAUAUAUAACGAAAUUUAUUAAUACUUCCGUUAUUCAGUUACAAAUAGUCUUAUAAAAUACUUUUGCGUAUCAUUAAGUAUACUUUUGCUAAAGUUAUUCGCGAAAUUUGUUUACUUCAUUCAGUAUUAGUGAUACAAAGAAUAUUUUUUUAAAGUUUAUAAUGUUUGAGCUACCUAUGAGCUAUUAUGUUAUUGUGGAUAAAUAAUAAUUACGAAAUUCUCAAUAUAA
Messenger RNA from Athalia rosae (coleseed sawfly), 2281 nucleotides. RefSeq names its product replication protein A 70 kDa DNA-binding subunit (gene RpA-70). Bases 155 to 1978 code for a protein of 607 amino acids. Gene Ontology annotation, biological process: DNA replication; DNA recombination; DNA repair. Gene Ontology annotation, cellular component: nucleus. Lineage: Eukaryota; Metazoa; Arthropoda; Insecta; Hymenoptera; Athaliidae. The record is from RefSeq and is a predicted model, not a curated record. The transcript has 13 exons. Gene Ontology annotation, molecular function: DNA binding.